Xenopus laevis (African clawed frog) is the source of this 1681-nucleotide messenger RNA. It is a transcript of the gene tdgf1.3.L, whose product is annotated as teratocarcinoma-derived growth factor 1, member 3 L homeolog. Bases 164 to 733 code for a protein of 189 amino acids. The transcript is spliced from 6 exons. NCBI's taxonomy places the organism in Eukaryota, Metazoa, Chordata, Amphibia, Anura, Pipidae. Gene Ontology annotation, biological process: signal transduction. The record is from RefSeq and is a predicted model, not a curated record.
UGGUAGGUGUGGCUCCUGAAGGUCUUUCCAGUAUUCAAGUGUAACUAAGCAGAAACUAAUUUAGUUUACUUGCUCUGUGGACCGACCGUUACACCUGGUUUUUGCUAAGGACACAUUCAAUACAAGAACUAAAAGUGGGAAACUGGGGCCUUUGCAGAAAACAAUGCAGUUUUUAAGAUUUCUUGCCAUCCUUAUUUUCUCUGCUAAACAUUUUAUCAAGCAUUGCAAAGGUGAAACUUGCAUGGGACUGAACUGUAAUGACCCAAGGUUAUUGGAGGCAAUUAAGAGCAACACAAUCAAUCAGCUCUUGCAUGAUACAAUUAAUGCCACCCAUGGAAAGAGUCCAGCAAAAUCCACUAAAACCUUGCCCUUCUUGGGUAUCACAGACAGUAAGAAAUUGAAUAGAAAAUGCUGUCAGAAUGGAGGCACUUGUUUCUUGGGGACCUUUUGCAUCUGCCCUAAGCAAUUUACUGGUCGGCACUGUGAACAUGAAAGGAGGCCAGCCUGCUCCGGUGUUCCCCAUGGAGACUGGAUCCGUCAGGGCUGCUUGCUGUGUAGAUGUGUGUCUGGUGUCCUACACUGCUUCAAGCCCGAGUCUGAGGACUGUGAUGUUGUGCAUGAAAAAAACAUGAGAUCGGGGGUCCCGAGAAUGCAGCUCAGCUUAAUCAUCUAUUGCUUCCUUACUGCAAACUUGUUUUACCACAUAGUUUGGCAUCUGAAUAUUGGACUUUAACAGAGUAACUUGAGUCUGCCAGUCAGGUUCAGAUUGCAGACGUCUGUGUCUACACUGCACUUUCAAUUUGUGAACCCAUUUUGCCAGGAUUAUGCUUGAAGUAUAUGGCUAUCUUCCACCCCUGGAAUCCUGAAAAUAUGCAGAAACUAUACAAUGCCUUAUUUCUAUUGGUUGUUUCAUAAAAUAACUUUUUUUAUAGGAUGAUGUGUAUAGUGGCCAGAAUGGGUUUACAGUACUUCCAAGCACUGGCGUUGGUUCAAAAUAGCUACUGGGUUCUUGCUCUUUGCUGCAUGUUGAGAUCAGGAAGCUAGUCUUAUACUUACCCAGUGCAUUCUGUAUAUAUGUAAAUUUUAUUAACUUAUUAGACACGUUGUACAUUAACAGCAUCCUUCACAAACUUUUAUUUUUUUUUAAUUUUUUUAUUAAUUGACAAAGAGAACAAAGUAUCUAGGAACAUUUUACAAAUAUUGUCCUACUACAUUGCAUGUUGUGGUUCUUGUUUGUAUGUUUGUCCUGAUCUUCUACAAUGUAUCCCUAGCCAUAAAACGAUUUUGUGAGUGUGUGUGUGACUGCAUCCCAUUUUAUUCAUUAUGCAAACACUUUGCAAAUGAUUGUGCAGCAAUGUAAGUGCUAGCCUGUGGUCAACAGUGCUGAAUGUAAAUCUUUGGAGCGGUGAUAUCAGCAUGCUUAUGGAGGCUCAAUAACCUUGGUCUUGCCCCUUUAAAUUCUAUUUUUCUACGGGCAAGUAAAUCUAAACUGGUAAAGUACCUUCUUUUAAGGAAAUGAAUCACUGAAUGUUAUAAUUCCAGUUUCAGGCCACAGACAAUUAAUGACAGCUCAGGGAAUAAUACAAUUGCCCAUGUUUGAUGCACCUAAUGUACUGUAUGUAUUACAGGGUGUCUGCUUGAUGUUUGCAAUGAAGACAUUAAAUACUGUACCUAAAAGAAA